GUCUUGUUACCUUAUUUCCUUCUUGAAAGACAUUUUUAUUUCUUUUCUGUAGUAUGGUACAAAGUUUUAAUCUAUCUGGUAUCCUUAAUGCUUUUCGACUUAUUGCCAAUCCAAGUCUAGCUAUGCCUCACAUUAUAGUGAAUGAUAUUCGUGAAAUCCCAAUGGCGUCUUUGAAAAAACACGGUAUCAAAGCAAUGGCAUUUGAUAAAGACAAUUGUCUUACAGCACCUUAUAUGUCAAACAUUCAUCCACCAUUCAAGGAAGCUUGGGAUAGAUGUAAGGAUACGUUUGGCAAGGACAAUGUGACAAUUGUUUCGAAUUCAGCUGGAACAUUGGAUGAUGAAAAUGGAAAAGAGGCGCAAGCAUUGGAAGUAUCACUAGGUGUUCAUGUUCUUCGUCAUACUGAUAAAAAGCCUUCUGGAGGUGCUGCAUUGAUGUCUCAUUUGAAGAUACCUCAUGAUCAAAUAGCUUUUGUGGGUGAUCGUAUUUUAACCGAUAUAGUCUAUGGAAAUUUGAAUGGAAAUCUGACAAUAUGGACCAAACAAGUCAUUUCGGAAAAAGGUGACAAUAAACCUGCUCUUUUUAUUCGACGUUUAGAACAUCAUUUAGUAAAAAUGCUUCAUCAUUUAGAUAUCAAACCUUCCCCUCAUCCUUUUUAUACCAAUAAAGUGAAACAAUAGUUUAUAAUGUG
Messenger RNA from Halteromyces radiatus, 691 nucleotides. RefSeq names its product mitochondrial PGP phosphatase-domain-containing protein. The transcript is spliced from 6 exons. The record is from RefSeq and is a predicted model, not a curated record. Bases 54 to 680 code for a protein of 208 amino acids. NCBI's taxonomy places the organism in Eukaryota, Fungi, Mucoromycota, Mucoromycetes, Mucorales, Cunninghamellaceae. Gene Ontology annotation, molecular function: phosphatidylglycerophosphatase activity.